Molecule: messenger RNA, 1277 nt
Organism: Vigna umbellata (rice bean)
Lineage: Eukaryota; Viridiplantae; Streptophyta; Magnoliopsida; Fabales; Fabaceae
Source: RefSeq, a predicted model, not a curated record
UUGUGUUUGGUUUUAGGUGAUGGAUCAAUCUCUGGGCUCCAACAAAAUGGCAUAUUUGAAGGAAGUACGAGAAAGAGAAAGAGCUGGUGGAGCCGCCGCCAUACUAGCCAUUGCCACCGCAACUCCACCCAACUGCAUUCACCAAGAUGACUUCCCCGAUUAUUACUUCCGAAUCGCCAACAGUGAUCACAUGACUCAACUCAAGGCCAAGUUCAAGCGCAUAUGUGAAAAGUCCAUGGUGAAGACACGAUACACACACCUCACUGAACAAAUCUUGAACGAGAACCCCGAGUUUGCAAGUUACAGAGCAUCCUUGGAUGCACGACAGGACAUACUAAUCAAGGAAAUUCCGAAGCUUGGGGAGAAGGCGGCGUCCAAAGCCAUCGAAGAAUGGGGAAGAGACAAGUCCCACAUCACUCACCUCGUCUUCUGCUCCUACGCGGGUAUGGACAUGCCAGGUGCUGACUACCAACUUCUCAAGCUCUUGGGCCUCAAACCAUCCACCAAAAGAUUCAUGUUAUACCACCAAGGUUGCUACGCCGGCGGCGCCGCACUUCGUCUAGCUAAAGACCUAGCCGAGAACAACGUUGGAGCACGUGUUCUGGUGGUGUGUUCCGAGAUCACGGUUGCCGGAUUUCGUGGACCCUCCGAAACCGACGUGGAGUUGUUGGUGGGACUGGCACUCUUCGGUGACGGUGCUUCAUCUGCCAUCGUUGGAUCCGACCCAGAAACAUCCACGGAACGGCCCUUGUUUCACAUUGUGUCGGCAUCGCAGACAAUAUUACCGAACUCGGAGGGUGCCAUGGAGAUACACCUGCGCGAGAUGGGACUGACAUUCCAUCUGAAGGACAGUGUUCCGAUGCUAAUCGGAGACAACGUGGAGAAAAUGUUGGAAGAAAGCUUGAAGGCAGUGAUCGGGGUGAGUGAUUGGAACUCGUUGUUCUGGGUGGUGCACCCUGGUGGUCCUGCAAUCUUGAACCAGAUAGAGGAGAAAGCUAGGUUGAACCCUAACAAACUGAAAGCUUCUAGAAAGGUUUUGAGUGAGUAUGGGAACAUGUCGAGUGCAUGUGUGUUGUUUGUGCUUGAUGAGAUGAGAAGGAAGUCUGUGACGGAAGGAAAAGGCACAACUGGUGAAGGAUUUGAAUGGGGCGUUUUGCUAGGGUUUGGCCCUGGAUUGACCCUCGAGACCAUUGUUUUGCACAGUGCCAUUGUAGACUCAGCUUCUGGUUAUGGAGUUUCCCGCCAUUUUCCAAAGCUGCUGCAUAUGUGAACCAUUU